Molecule: messenger RNA, 1820 nt
Organism: Entrophospora sp. SA101
Lineage: Eukaryota; Fungi; Glomeromycota; Glomeromycetes; Entrophosporales; Entrophosporaceae
Source: the annotation of a GenBank genome assembly
AAAGUUCAAGGAAAGAAGCCGAAGAAGAAAGAAAAAAAGCCUACCGCCGCCACCAUCCAAAAGCAGUCAUUAUUGAAGAAAUUGACAACUUUAUCGCCAGUUUUAACCAGAUUGCCGGGAUUAAAGAUAAUUUUGAAAUUAGCGAAACUUUGCUGCGAUUGAGAGACCGAGGAUUGAUAAUUCGGGCUGACGAUGAAAUUACUCCUCAAUUCAUUUUACUGAACCGGGAAAUCACUCCUACUUUGGCUGACGCUUUGGUAACUAUUCAAGUAAUCGCUGCUGAUAUUAAUACGAGAGAUUUAAAUUUAAGAGGAGACGAAACUGCUCCUUAUCAUGCUUCUCUUAAUCCCGCCACUGAACCUUUUGAAAUUGACGCUUUGACAAAAACUAAAUUUAUCUUUUACUCUCGCGAAAUAUUUACAUCAAGAGAUUUAUCAGAGGGAAAAAGAACCAAAUUUACUGCUCUAAACGACUUUCUCGACCCCGAGUUUCGUGGUGCGGCUUCGGCGACCGGAGAAGAAGGCACUUUUCUGCUUAAUCCUCUCUAUGUAAGAAAAGUCCGAGCAAAAAGUCCAAUCGCAGCCUAUGUAGAAAGCGAAGGAGUAAUAGAACCUAAUUCUAUCCAAGAAGAAUGUUACGACAAUUUACGCGCUAUCGACGAAAAUUUACCGGAAAGCAGUUUAGACACUUAUGGAUUAGCCAGGGCGAGAACGGAUAAUAUAUCCACCAAAGACUAUGCUAAUGCGGAGAAUACUGGAUUGUUUACCACAUUUGAUGGCAUAACUGUCAACCCCAUAUUAACGGAUAAAAAUGAUACACAUACUGUAAGGAAUGAAGACGAACUUCGAACAGGGUUUAAUCGACAAGUAGAUCACAUUAACGGCAAUUAUACUAGGCUUGCCGGUGAUUUAAGCGAAGUGAGAAAAGCGAUUGAUUUUUUAAAUUCUUUUGCGGAAAGUGCCCCAAAUACUCCGCGAAGUAGAGUUUGGGAAGGAAAUACCGACUCUCAGAAUCUUCUCCAAGAUUUAAGAGCAAGGGAAAUAGUGUUAGUUGAAAGAGCAGCCAGAGAACGCGAGAACGCUCGUCGACCAUUACCAAGCUGGACUUGGAAACUUGGCGGAGACUCAACAGAUCCCGUCGCAAUAUUUAAUGAAUAUGGUGAAGAAGUCGCAUAUCCAAUCGAAACGCUAGAUAAAGCAGCACUAGAUGAGGCUCAUAGUAUUCGUUCAGUUAUUACAAAUCCAACCAAUUUUUCUGAUUUAGUAAAUGGAACUAUAUUCACCGCACCAAACAAAGACAGCCGCGUUGGCGAGAUUACUGCUGACGUAGCCGGUAGAGAUACCUUUAACAGAAAUUUCACUUAUACUUCAUUUGGCAUAGAAACAGUUGGUGUUAAACCUUACAACCAUGACAAAAAUCAAUUAGAUAACGUUCACGAAAUUAUAAAAGAUAUCAACGCGAAAACUGUUGUUAACAUGGAUGAUUUAAACGAGGAAGCUGGAAAAGAGAUUUUCGACCGAAUUGAAGCAAUUACAGCAGUUGAUAAUGCUAAGCUACCAAAUAUUCGCAAAAAAGAAGGAAGAAUUACCAAUUUUGUUCUCGACCCUAAAACUUUCACUUAUACUUCUCACGGAGUAUCAACCAACAAUGUAGACCCAAGAACCCAAAAAAAAGCUGAUUUAGAUUUUAUUCAUGUUUUCCGUUCCUUUGGUGCUAAUGGGGUCAGCAAUGAAGACAUUUUGGCAUACAAGAAAACAAGUCUUAAUGGCAAUUAUCAGAUUACUGGAACCGAAGCAAGACAAGCUUACGACCUGGGCUGA